AUGUCGUUUGACCGUCUCCCCUCUCUCGAGGCCCAGCCUACGACAUCUCGGUCAACGGGGUACUCCGACUCCCCAGAGUUUGACCGCCUCACGACCCAGCUUUCCUCGAAGUUGUUUAAACUUACGAGUAAUAUCUCGACGUUGAACCGCGAGCUGAGUUUGGUUGGUACGAAAAGAGAUAGCGAGAACCUUAGGGAGAGAGUUAAGAAGCUUCUCGAUGAGACAAGGGAGGGCUUUAAAGCGGUUGGGGAGGGGGUGAAGAGAGUACAGAACUGGGAGGACUGUUCUCCAUCACAACGAUAUACCCAAGAAAAGCUUUCCCGUGGGAUGACAUCUGCCCUUACAGACUUCCAGGGAAUUCAAAGGCUGUCUGCUGAGAAGACCAGACAAUACGUGACUGCAGCACGACAGGCACAGGGCCAUAUCAAUGAUGAUGGAAUGCCCAUAGAUGAUCUAUCCUAUUCUCCAAAGUCAGGGCCGGGCCAGCAGCAGGUUCAGGUGCCACUUGUUCAGCAGCAAAUGGCGCUCGCCGAACAGAGCGAGGUUGACUUCCAAGAGGGGUUGAUUCAGGAGCGAGAGCAAGAAAUUCGAGGCAUCGAGCAGGGUAUCACAGAACUGAAUGAGAUCUUCAGGGAUCUGGGAACUAUGGUCACAGAACAAGGGGUCAUGAUUGACAACAUUGAGCAGAACGUCAGUAAUGCGGCGACUAGCACAAAGGCGGCGUGA
This is a messenger RNA of Morchella sextelata, 726 nucleotides long. RefSeq lists its product as uncharacterized. Gene Ontology annotation, biological process: Golgi to vacuole transport; intracellular protein transport; vesicle fusion. Gene Ontology annotation, cellular component: membrane; endomembrane system; SNARE complex. The record is from RefSeq and is a predicted model, not a curated record. Lineage: Eukaryota; Fungi; Ascomycota; Pezizomycetes; Pezizales; Morchellaceae. The transcript has 2 exons. Gene Ontology annotation, molecular function: SNARE binding; SNAP receptor activity. Bases 1 to 726 code for a protein of 241 amino acids.